AACGUCCUAUACUUCUAGAGGGAUUUAUACACUUGAUCAUUUCUCAUAUACAUCUUCACACUUUGUUUUGCCAAAAGGGAACUAAAAGAAAAGAAACCUCUGACGUCGUUUGUCUGUCUGUAAAUUAAGAGUGGUCCACUACGUCUAUUCGGGCUAUUCCCUCAUAUAUACCACACUUAGAUUUUGAGUUGAUUCUUGGCCUGACCCGACCUCACCGCAUCAUCAUAAAACAGGGUUUCUUUCUUUCUUUUUAGCAAUGGAUUGGAACGCUAAUCUUAGAGUGCCUAAUUUCGUUUCUCGCCCCGACAAUUCGCUUAGCUUUCUCUACAACUAUAAUUAUAACGAUCAGUUUCCAGCAGGUUUAGAGAUAAAGCAGCCAACAAUGCAGAGUUCAACACAACACACGAUGUUGCCAACUUUCAUGGAGAAGAGCAACAGUAGCAUGAAUAUUUACGGGCAGGACCCGAAGAAGAAACGAUUGAGCACCGAGCAGUUGGAGUCACUGGAAAACAGUUUCCAGGAGGAGAUUAAGCUGGACCCUGACCGGAAGAUGAAGCUGGCCAGGGAACUGGGGCUGCAGCCGCGACAGAUAGCGGUCUGGUUCCAGAACCGGAGGGCUCGGUGGAAGGGCAAGCAGCUUGAGCGCUUGUACGAUGCGCUAAAGCAGGAGUUCGAUGCGGUUUCCAGGGAGAAGCACAAACUCCAGCAAGAGGUUCUGGCAUUGAGGGCUAUACUCAAGGAUCAGGUGGCAAAGAAACAAGUCUCAACUGGCUACACAGAAGUAAUCUCCGGUGAAGAAACAGUAGAAAGCACGUCUAUUCCAAGCUCUGACAACACCCCUGCCCCCCCGGAGAACGUCCCUCAUCAUCAAAUCCCAGAAUGCAACUACGUGUUUAACGUCGAAGAUUACAAUCAAGUGAUGAUGACUCCGACUCCAUAUAACUGGCCGCCUUUGCCUUCUUGUCCUUAAUUGAUCUCAAUUUAUUUUGCAGCUGUCUAUAUAUCUUUUCUUUUUCAGACAUAAGAAUAUGAUGUGCUAAUUAUCUUAGUUAUAUUCUAGGCCCUAACAAAUCGAGGUGCUUGUAGGAGAGAACAAGUGCCGAUCACUGGCAGAGUACUGAUCAAUUAAUUUAAUUUUCUAGGUUGAGUUGAUAGAGGAAGACGUACUGUUUCAGACUUUCAUUGACUAAUAUAAAUGUUAUUUUAGCUAGUCAAGAUUUUCCAGUAGAGAGAGAACCUAAAUAAUUUAUGUAUGUUGUUGGUAGUUGGGGUCUUAAUUCUUUCUUUGUGUGAUGCUGUUUACUUUUUUAUUUCUUGAAUUUUAUUUAAAUUUUUUGUGCAUUAUAGAAAUUAAUUAAAUUAUAUUAAUUGUGUACUUUGGAUUGUUUAUUAAACUAGUAAUUAAUAAUGGGUCAGCUCUAUUUUUCCCAGACCUCACCAACAACAAUAUUAGGUCAGAAAUUAGCAAUCAGUUGAAGAAUUAAAACACAAUUAAUAAAUUUGGGUAAAUGACUAGUUAAUUAUUGGCUCAAUAAUGAAGUUGCUUAAUUAAUUAAUUAAUUAAUUAAUAGGUAUGAGCUGUACAUAGACGGAUAAAUACUAUACAUGCUAUUGGUUGAAUCACAUGGCUUGCCAUAAUUAAAUCUAAUCAAAGUAGAAAGGACAAGAAC
Sesamum indicum (sesame) is the source of this 1670-nucleotide messenger RNA. RefSeq names its product putative homeobox-leucine zipper protein ATHB-51. Gene Ontology annotation, biological process: positive regulation of DNA-templated transcription. NCBI's taxonomy places the organism in Eukaryota, Viridiplantae, Streptophyta, Magnoliopsida, Lamiales, Pedaliaceae. Gene Ontology annotation, cellular component: nucleus. Gene Ontology annotation, molecular function: DNA-binding transcription factor activity, RNA polymerase II-specific; sequence-specific DNA binding. The record is from RefSeq and is a predicted model, not a curated record.